Molecule: messenger RNA, 369 nt
Organism: Fusarium coffeatum
Lineage: Eukaryota; Fungi; Ascomycota; Sordariomycetes; Hypocreales; Nectriaceae
Exons: 3
Coding region: 1-369 (122 amino acids)
Source: RefSeq, a predicted model, not a curated record
AUGAGGGUUUCCAGACUUGCUCUUGCCAUGCUGUCUUACUUCCUUGGGAUGCUUUAUCAUUUUCUUCCAUAUGGUACAUUUCUCAACGACUUUGAAGCUAUUGAGGACCUCAUCUUAGGCAGGCUGGCUGGAGCCUUUCUUAUCGACCAAGCCUUCUUCGCAUACCUACAAGGCAAGGCCAAGCUGAAGAUAACAUCUCUCAAGGCCAGCGAAUACAAUGGGUUUGUUCUGAAAGAGCGGGAGCUUUGUGCAAAAAGAAAUUUCAGCAGUAUCGACGAGCCAGAAUUCUACAACUUGUAUCCACCAAGCGAUGCCUACGGAACCAUGGCUCGAAUAUUAAAGAAGGAAACAAUGGAUAUUAGCAAGUGA